UUUGUUUAAAUCUAUAAAUCGUGUUGUACAACCAUUGCCGUUUGGGUUAUCUCUGCUGCGCAGUUAUGCCGCUGCUACCGAUAUAAUCAUCUAAACACACCCUUGUAUAUGAUUGGUCGAGAGGUUUUAGCGCGGCGCGUCGCAACCAAUCAGAGGAUUGUUUUUCUGUCACGUCGCUGCACGGGUAGUAAGCUAACGGAUAUUGCAAACAUAAACUAAUAUAAAGAACACGGGUUCUUUCUCGGGUCUGUGUAGCGGGGAAAGGUUUUGUUGUUUGGAUUGAGCUUUUCUUGUUGGACUUUUAUCCGUGAAAUGUGGAGCGGCCGUCACCGCGAGGACACGCGAAGUAGGUUACGUUAGCUAACUCACGUUAGCAAUAGCUUGCUAAUUUUGUAACGUUCCGCAAGGCCGCGGAGAAAUACAAGAUCGCCUUCCUGUUUUCGCUCCCUUGAGAAUGUAGGUUGAAAUUACGAUCCGAGUUACAGCAUCGCAAGUAGUCAGACCGGCGGUGUAAUCGAUUGCAUUUUAAGUUUGUUUGAGUUGUGCUUGCGGGCUACCUAGCUCGUUAGCUAUUUGGCUAGCUAGCAUGAGUGAACUGACGGGCUGCAAACAGUCCGCCGAUUCUGCAUCGAGGAAGCGGUGUCCAUCACCCGGCCACGAUGGAGGCAGCGCGAUCCCCAGCAAGUCCACGAAAGUAACCGACGCACCAGACGCAGCGGCGGUCACUUCGGAAAGUUGCCGAAACAGCGAAGCCGAGAGUAAAGAAAUAGCCGCGAGCGAGGGCCAAUCAAAAGAUAGUGAGGGAAAAGCAGCUGCCGUUCAAGCGGACCCGGGAUCGCGUGGCGCGAGUGGCACCGGCGCGCCGCCGGCCAACCACUCCAAGGUGGACGGUGGCCACGACGCCGGCGACUCGGAGAAGCCGCAGUCCUCGGACGCACGCGGAUCGGCGGACGACGACGCCGCGAAGACUCCGGGGACGAAGCUGCGUCCCCCGGCGAGCCUGGACCAGAGCGACUCUGCAGCCAUCGCCGCCGCCGAGGCGCUCGCCAGUCUCACCGCGGGAGACGGCGAAGACGGCAAAGAGACGCCUUGCUCAUCCGAAAAGGCGAAACCGGUGAAACAGGGGAGCAAGCUCAAACAACGGGGGAGCCACCACUCCUCGAGAACGGGCUCCAAGACGCAGGCAGCUGCCGCGGACAGCUCCACGUCUGUGCACAGCACCGACCGGGAGGACGCGGACGAGAUGCCAGAGGCGGCAGACGAAGGGGAUGAGUCGAUAUCCGGAUCUUCCUCCACCGCGAGCUCUUCCUUCCCUUCGGACAAUGAGGACAAUGACGAUGGCGAGUGUGCCAUCGUGUCGGUCAAGAUGGCCCCAGAGAUGAGGCAGUCGGUGGCUCUCCUGGCGCAGGUACAGAUGAGGCUGGAAGCCCUCGAGAAGAAAAGCGCCCGGCUCCACCAGCGAAUGGAGCUGAAGAUCAGUCGUCAGCGGCGUCCACAUCUGGACCAGCGCAGCUCCAUCACAAAAACCAUCCCGGGCUUCUGGGUGACGGCUCUGUUGAACCAUCCUCAUCUCUCGGCCCACAUUGACGAGACCGAUGAAGAUGCUCUCAGUUACAUGACCGAUCUCGAGAUCGAGUCCUUCAAGAAUAAUAAGCUGGGCUACAGAAUCCGCUUCCACUUCAGACGAAACCCAUAUUUCCAGAACAACAUCAUCAUGAAGGAGCUCCACCUUGGGAUGGGAGGAUCUCCCAUGUCAUUCUCCAACCCCAUCCUGUGGCAGCGUGGACAGAACCUGACGGCCCACAGUGAACCCAGGAAGUCAUCGCGUGGGGUCUACAAGACCUUUUUCAGCUGGUUCAGUGACCACAGCAACCCGGGACAGGAUGAUGUCGCACAGAUACUAAAGGAUGACCUGUACCGGGACCCUCUGAGAUACUACCUUACUCCACUGUGGGAACCGAGGGAGAACGGCAGCGGGGGGAGCGGAGCCCGAGCUGCUGACAACGGCAAUGGAGACGACUGUGUCGUGAUCUCCGACUCGGACGAUGAGCCCGGCGAGGAAGCCGGCGAGGCGGAACAAGGCCGUAGUAGGCGGGAGGAGGAGGAGGAGGAGGAGGAGGACGAAGAAGAAGAAGAAGACGAAGGAGACGAAGGAGGAGGAGGAGACCAAGAAGAAGAAGAAGAUGAUGAGGAUGAAGAGGACGAGGAUGAGGAGGGCACAAGGGGACGAAGUGCUGAUGAGAGUCCAGAGGAGGAGGAGGAGGAUGAUGAUGAUGGUGGAGGAGGAGAAAUUUUGAUUGACGGCUCCGACGACAGCGAGCAGGAGGACGACGAGGCCUGAGGAGCUCGAAGAGGAGCAGGUUCAUGUUGACGAUGAAGGCGAGUCAUCAAGGGACCAGGAGGAGGAUGCCGAUCGACGAACAGUACCAGAGCAGAGUCCUUUUUAUGCACAGAAUUUCAGUUUUUUCUUUCUUUUUUUAACCUAAAACAACAUAGGAGCAUUCUAAAUCAGGGUUAACUAAUAAUAAAGCCACGGCAGCAUGGUUUCCCCUCUAUUUUAUACAGUCACCACUGUGUAGUCUGAUUCACUUUUUGCUAAAUGUUGUUUUGUCAUAUAAUGCCAGUAGUGUCCCUCGCUGUAUGCAACAGGCUGCACGUGUGUAAGGGACACGCGUUGAACGCAAUCUCGCGUUGCGAACUCUUCACACGAGGAAUGCGGAGGCCGUCAUGGGCAUUAUUUAGUGGUCAUUUUAAGGCAAAGUUUUGGCUGCUUUUUAGAAUUGAUGUGACAAACUAAAUUGAUACUCAUGACAGUACUUUUUAGACGCACCGAGUACUGAACCAAAAUGUGUUCUCAGGGAUGAUCAUGGUGGUGGUUUUACUGAACGAAACCUUACUGAUUCCAGACAUUUACACUCUGUGGUCAUUUGUUGGCUGUGCAUAAGGAAACGUGUACUCUACUGUAGUAAAUAGGAACCAUUAUUGUUUGCUUAGGCUGCCUGUGUUUCUCCUUCACCUCCACCUUAAAAUCAUGACGCAGUUUGAUCAGCGUUUGUUGUUUCCUACAUUUUGUAACACGCUCCUACAAUAAAUAGCUGAGUUUGUAUCGUUGUUUUCCCCUUUUUAGGAUUUAAAUUAAUUCGAAUAACCUUAAAACAUUUAAGAUUUGUUGUAAUGUGUAUUAAGAAUUUUUAUUUAUUUGUUUUUCUACACAUCCACAUUAUGGCAUGCCUGUGAACAGUACGAUUACAAUACUUACAAGGCUUUUAAUGUGCACAGUGUCAGUAAAUGUAGAUGAAUUCACCGUAACAUUGGUGCACUGUAAAAAUACAACAAAAAAAAUAGUAUUUGAAUUUGCUUACUUUUCUUAGCAAUGAACUGUAAAUAUCUGAGCAUUGUCUUUUGGAUAAGACAAGUACACAUGUUUAAUCCAUGGAUAACUCUAUCAAAUAAUCGGAAGUUUUUCAUGAACAUGAUCAGAAAGUUAUAUUUUGUGUGCUUUGUUUUAUAGAACACUGUAGUUUAAAGAUACCUACUUGAUUGUUGCUUUGGUUCAUUUGGUUUGCUUAAAGAUAAAUGUCCACCUUUUGACUGAGACCUAAUAAAAUAGGCAGAUGUUUUA
Molecule: messenger RNA, 3622 nt
Organism: Pungitius pungitius (ninespine stickleback)
Lineage: Eukaryota; Metazoa; Chordata; Actinopteri; Perciformes; Gasterosteidae
Gene: tspy
Product: testis specific protein Y-linked
Exons: 8
Coding region: 587-2341 (584 amino acids)
Biological process (GO): nucleosome assembly
Cellular component (GO): nucleus; chromatin
Molecular function (GO): chromatin binding; histone binding
Source: RefSeq, a predicted model, not a curated record